Messenger RNA from Lethenteron reissneri (Far Eastern brook lamprey), 8583 nucleotides. Its product is annotated as serine/arginine repetitive matrix protein 2-like. Gene Ontology annotation, molecular function: nucleic acid binding; zinc ion binding. NCBI's taxonomy places the organism in Eukaryota, Metazoa, Chordata, Hyperoartia, Petromyzontiformes, Petromyzontidae. The record is from RefSeq and is a predicted model, not a curated record. Gene Ontology annotation, cellular component: cytosol.
UCCCCCCAUGCCUCAGAGCUUGCAACAGCAGCAUCAUCACCCUCCCCCCAUGUCUCAGAGCUUGCAACAGCAGCAUAAUCACCCUCCCCCCAUGCCUCAGAGCUUGCAACAGCAGCAUAAUCACCCUCCCCCCAUGCAUCAGAGCUUGCAACAGCAGCAUCACCCUAUCCCCAUGCAUCAGAGCUUGCAACAGCAGCAUCACCCACCCUCCAUGCCUCAGAGCUUGCAACAGCAGCAUAAUCACCCUCCCCCCAUGCCUCAGAGCUUACAGCAUCACCUCCCCAUGCCUCCAAGCGUGCAACAGCAGCAUCAUUACCCUCCCCCCAUGCCUCAGAGCUUGCAACGGCAGCAAUCUUACUUUCCCUCGAUGCCUCCGAGCUUGCAAAAUCAGCAGCAGCCUAGCAUUAUGCCUCACCACUCACAACAGCAGCUUCAGCCUACUUCUCACAACUUGCAGCAGCAGCAUCCAAUGGGACAGGGCCCAGAGGGACAACCGCCAUUCCAGAGCACGAAUAAGCCCCCAGACAAGGCUCCGUGUAACUCAUUUCAGGAACCCUGGAAACCGGGAGUUACCUCGGCAACAUCCACCAUGCCUCCUAAAAACUGCUCGUGGCCCAAAGUUGCGUGUGGCAAAGCUCUGCUGAAGACCCCUCCGCUUCUGCUGAAGACCCCUCCUCCGCUUCUGCUGAAGACCCCUCCGGUUGCCUGUGAAACAAAAUUCAUGACAAGAAGCUUCCCGCUGAGGGCGGAGAUACAUUGCUACUUGGGAAAUUUCGUCAACGGAAAAGAGAAGCACUGCAGCAUUUGCGACGUGGGACUAACCAGCGAUCAGGAAUUGAAAACUCACAAGGAUUCAGAACGACACAGAUAUAACUCGUUUUUGUUUUCAAAUCGGUUUGUUCAGGAGUGCCGCAAUGCCCUGAGAAAACAGGACCUGCGCAGGAGCACUAGCAGGGAGCAUCCCAGUGGCUGGAAAAGGAGCAGUAGCGAGGAGCGACGUGGUGGCUGGAACAGGAGCAGGGAGCAACCCAGUGGCCGAAAAAGGAGCCGGAGCAGGAGCCGGAGCAGGAGCCGGAGCCGGAGCAGUAGCCGGAGCAGUAGCCGGAGCCGUAGCCGGAGCAAGGAGACACAGCAGGGCUUAAACAAAAGUAGAGAUAUGAAGAGGUCAAGAAGCUCCAACAGGAGCAGAGAGAUGACUGUGGGCUCCACAAGAAGUAUAAGCCGGGAGAGGAGCUGUGAAAAGAUCUUGAGCAGCAGUAAGGGGAGAAGAGAGACUUCAAGUUCCAUUAAGGACAAGCAGCAGCAUCCAAUGGGACAGGGCCCAGAGGGACAACCGCCAUUCCAGAGCACGAAUAAGCCCCCAGACAAGGCUCCGUGUAACUCAUUUCAGGAACCCUGGAAACCGGGAGUUACCUCGGCAACAUCCACCAUGCCUCCUAAAAACUGCUCGUGGCCCAAAGUUGCGUGUGGCAAAGCUCUGCUGAAGACCCCUCCGCUUCUGCUGAAGACCCCUCCUCCGCUUCUGCUGAAGACCCCUCCUGUUGCCUGUGAAACAAAAUUCAUGACAAGAAGCUUCCCGCUGAGGGCGGAGAUACAUUGCUACUUGGGAAAUUUCGUCAACGGAAAAGAGAAGCACUGCAGCAUUUGCGACCUGGGACUAACCAGCGAUCAGGAAUUGAAAACUCACAAGGAUUCAGAACGACACAGAUAUAACUCGUUUUUGUUUUCAAAUCGGUUUGUUCAGGAGUGCCGCAAUGCCCUGAGAAAACAGGACCUGCGCAGGAGCACUAGCAGGGAGCAUCCCAGUGGCUGGAAAAGGAGCAGUAGCGAGGAGCGACGUGGUGGCUGGAACAGGAGCAGGGAGCAACCCAGUGGCCGGAGCAGGAGCCGGAGCAGUAGCCGGAGCAGUAGCCGGAGCCGUAGCCGGAGCAAGGAGACACAGCAGGGCUUAAACAAAAGUAGAGAUAUGAAGAGGUCAAGAAGCUCCAACAGGAGCAGAGAGAUGACUGUGGGCUCCACAAGAAGUAUAAGCCGGGAGAGGAGCUGUGAAAAGAUCUUGAGCAGCAGUAAGGGGAGAAGAGAGACUUCAAGUUCCAUUAAGGACAAGUUCUCCAGGACAGAAAACUUCAAAGAAUCGGAGAGAGAUGCAAAGCGAGAUGCAGUUAGCAAUAGGGACCUUUAUACAAAGGGAGGCCCAGGUGCCAUAAAAGACCUGGAUAAGAGGAGAGGCAGAAUCAUUGAGGGAGACUCAAAGACAAAAAUAGACACAAAGAAAGUCUUGGAUACAAGAAGUGUAGAUAAGAGGGAUUCCGAUACAAAAAAAUACAUGCACACCGAGAGAGGCUCUAAUUCAAAAAGCGUAGAUGGUAGGAGGGAUUCGUAUACAAAAAAACAUACUGACGCAAAUAAAGUCUCGGAUACAAGACGUACGGAUGAUAAGAUGCGUUCUGGUACAGAGAAAGAUGCUGACACCAGGAAAGCCUCGGAUUCCAGAAGUACAUAUAGAAGGGAUUUGGAUACAAAGAAAGAUACUGACGCAAAUAAAGUCUCGGAUACAAGACGUACGGAUGAUAAGAUGCAUUCUGGUAUAGACAAAGAUGCCGACACCCAGAAAGUCUCAGAUACAAAAGGUACAGAUGAUAGUCAGGGUUCAGAUACAAAGAAAGAUGCUGACAUCAGGAAAGUCUCGGAUACAAGAAGUGUAUAUAAGAGGUAUUGGGAUACAAAAAAAUACAUGAACACCAGGAAAGGCUCAGAUUCAAGAAUAGCAGCUAGUAGAUGGGAUGUAUAUGGAAAGAAAGAUACUGACACGAAGAAAGUCUCAGAUACAAGACGUAGUACGGAUGAUAAGAUGGAUUCCGGUACAAAUAGAUACGGUGAAACCAGGAAAAUCUCAAAUACAAGAAGUACGGAUGCAAAGAUGAAUUCAUUUGCGGAGAAAGCUGCUGACACCCAGAAAGCAUCAGAUAGAAGAAGUACGGAUGAUAGGAUGCGUUCCCGUACAGAGAAAGAUUCUGACACCAAGAGAGCCUCGGAUUCCAGACGUACGGAUAAGAGGGAUUCCGAUACAAAAAAAUACAUGCACACAAAGAAAGGCUCAGAUUCAAGAAAUGAAGAUGAUAAGAGAGAUUCGUGUGCAGAGAAAAAUGAUGACACAAAUAAAGUAUCGGAUACAAGAAGUGUAGAUGAUCAGAGGGACUCAAGUACAAAGAAAGACACAGACGUGAAGCAGGAUUCAGAUACCAAGAGUGAUGCAGGGGAUUUGAGCGAGCAGACAUCCAAGAGUAACCUCCGUGAGAGAGAAGAGACUCCAGCAAUAUGUGAUGCCACAGAAGAGAUCAGCGGUGUUGGUGGAAUGACUCCUGAGAACACGGAGAAGACCUGGUUUCCCCUGAGCAUGGAGAACAUGGUAACCCUGGACGAGGUAAAAGAGGAUGAAGUGCUACAACAAGAUCAAGAAGGUGCUCCUCUGCUCAUGGAAAAGAAUUGGCAUGGAAAGGGAAAUUCAGCGAGGAAACAGGUAGAGAAAUGCGUGACUGGAACGAAGGACCAGGAGCAAGACAAGAUGACGACACUGGUGCAGAUGACAGAAGAAAAGACAGCAGCUGGCAAUGUGGAACUGGAAAUGCACGAAGGUAAAAUUGAGGUUAUGGUGGAGCCGGAAGGGGGUUCUGUCCGGCCACAAAGCAGCAAUGAUGCAGACCCAGAAAACACGCGGGCUGGUGACGAGAGAGCCACAACGGUGACUUCAUUGACAGAAGACGAGGCAACACCAAGCGGAGUGAUGGCGGGAAGGCAGCCGUCCUCUACAAGAGCAGGGGAAGCCAAGGAGAAGGAGGGGAGGCAGGAGGAAGAAGGAAAGCAUAAGGCAGCAAAGGACGAGGCACCGACAGAGAUGGAGGGAACAGCGAGUGUGUGUGUCACGGUGGAAUCCAACCCAGCCACGCCAGACGAGCAAGCUGGCGAGCAGGGAGACGCAAUGGCGGCGCCAUCUACCAUCAAGGAAGAGGUUCCUUGCGGAGCGACGAGGGAUGAGGAGGAGGAAGUGGAGAAACAGCCGGGAUGUAGAGGGGGCAAGAGGGGCCGGCGCCGUGCUGGACGCCAACGAAGCGCGACUCUAAGUGUGCCGUUAAGGGAGCAGGGCAGUCGCAGUCCAGCAGCCAAGAAAGCCCGGGUGGAGAUGGUGGCACCAACAUCCAGGGUCACCCGGUCCAGAGUACGAAAAGACGCAAGUGUUGACAUCUGCCCGAAGCAGGGUGAAGAGAAGCUGGCACCCGACGAAACCAAGAGCCAGAUCGAGGAAACUCUGACACCGGGCAGCAGCCAGACCUCUGAGCAGGAGCCUCCUGCCCCAGUCCGUGUCUCUGAACAGGUUGAAGAGAAGGUAGGUGAAGAAGCCAAGAGGCAGGCAGAGGAAGCCCUUAGGCCUGAAGAUGCACGGACCUCAGAGGGGAAGGUACCUGGAUCUGAGCAGGGUGAAGAGGAGCCGACAGCCAAGAAAGACAUGAAACAGCCAGAAGAAGACACGAAGCAGCCACAGGAAGACACUAAGCCACCAGACCAAGACACAAAGCAGGCAGCGGAAGAUACGAAGCAGUCGGAGGAAGAUGCGAAACAGCCAGGGGAAGAGACGAAGCAGUCUGGGGUAGACACAAAGCAGCCAGAGGAAGACACAAAGCAGGCAGAGGAAGACGCGAAGCAGCCAGGGGAAGAGACGAAGCAGUCUGGGGUAGACACAAAACAGUCUGAGGUAGACACGAGGCAGCCUGGGGUAGACACAGAGAAGUCUGGGGUAGACACGAAGCAAUCUGGGGUAGAGACAAAGCAGUCUAGGGUAGAGACAAAGCAGUCUGGGGUAGACACGAAGCAGUCUGGCGUAGACACGAAGCAGCCUGGCAUAGACACGAAGCAGUCAGGGCAAGACACAAAGCAGCCUGGGGAAGAGACGAAGCAGUCUGGGGUAGACACGAAGCAGCCUGGGGUAGACACAAAGCAGCCAGAGGUAGACACGAAGCAGCCUGGGGUGGACACGAAGCAGUCAGGGCAAGACACAAAGCAGUCUGGGGUAGACACGAAGCAGUCUGGGGUAGACACGAAGCAGCCUGGGGUAGACACGAAGCAGUCAGGGCAAGACACAAAGCAGUCUGGGGUAGACACGAAGCAGCCAGAGGUAGAGACGAAUCAGUUUGUGGUAGACACGAAGCAGCCUGGGGUAGACACAAAACAGUCUGGGGUAGACACGAAGCAGUUUGUGGUAGACACGAAGCAGCCUGGGGUAGACACAAAACAGUCUGGGGUAGACACAAAACAGUCUGAGGUAGACACGAAGCAGCCUGGGGUAGACACAAAACAGUCUGAGGUAGACACGAAGCAGUCUGGGGUAGACACGAAGCAGUCUGGGGUAGACACGAAGCAGUUUGUGGUAGACACGAAGCAGCCUGGGGUAGACACAAAACAGUCUGGGGUAGACACGAAACAGUCUGGGGUAGACACAAAGCAGCCUGGGGUAGACACAAAACAGUUUGAGGUAGACACGAAGCAGUCUGGGGUAGACACGAAGCAGUCUGGGGUAGACACGAAGCAGUCUGGGGUAGACACGAAGCAGCCAGAGGUAGACACGAAGCAGUCUGGGGUAGACACGAAGCAGUCUGGGGUAGACACGAAGCAGUCUGGGGUAGACACGAAGCAGUCUGGGGUAGACACGAAGCAGUCUGGGGUAGAUACGAAGCAGUCUGGGGAAGAGACAAAACAGUCUGGGGUAGACACGAAACAGUCUGGAGAUGACACGAAACAGUCUGGAGAUGACACGAAGCAGUCUGGGGUAGACACGAAGCAGUCUGGGGUAGACACAAAACAGUCUGGGGUAGAUACGAAGCAGUCUGGGGAAGAGACCAAACAGUCUGGGGUAGACACAAAGCAAUCUGGAGAUGACACGAAACAGUCUGGGGUGGACACGAAGCAGCCAAGGGAACAUCACAUGCCAAAAGAUGCCAAGGCCUCAGAAGGAGAGCUUUCUAGAUUGGAAGAUCCUCAUGCUGGAUCUGAGCAGUGUAAAAAGGAGGAACCCAUCGCCGAGGAAGCCAAGAGCCAGGCAGAGGAAAACCAGACUCUGGGGGAUGGCCAAACCUCUAAGAGAGAGAAUCCAGAGGAGGAGCCGGCAGCUAAGAAGUCCAGGAUCCAGGUAGAGGAUGCGUCGAUGCCGAAAGAUGCUCCGAGUUCAGAGAAGCAGCCUCCCGACACUGAGCAUCGUGAAGGGGGAAAUCCGCCAGUCAAUGAAGCCAGAAGCCAGGCAAAUGAAAUGGGGCCGUCUGAACACAAAGACACCCCGCAGCAGGACCCUCCUGGCUGGGAGUACAUCACCCGAAGCUUCUACUGCAAGCUCUGCCGCAUCCUCUCCACCAAUAGUGAAGUUGCCAAGAUUAAGCACUGCAGAAGCGCCCAGCACCACCUGAACUACCAGAAAUACAUGGAGGAGAAGGCGCAGAGUGAACCGUGCAAGGCGAGUGGCGAUGGAAAGUGACAGCAGGUGUUACGAUUGUGGCUUGCAUCCGGAAUAAUAUCCUGUGACUGUGAAACUCCUCCAUAGAAGCGAUUUGUCAUGGGCAUGUGGCACAAUAUAGAGUUAACCUGCUGAUGACAGUUUACACGCAAUUGGGUGGUGCACUGGUGUGGAAACAGGCUGAGAGCAUGAUACAACCGUCAUUGUGUUUAUUAAUAUCAGUGAUGUACAGCAGUCCUGCACAGGUGUAACUUAUUGACCUGUAAUCUAACCCAAACCUGCAACAAAUAUUCAGUGAUGAUUUACAUCUGGUUACAUUCUCGCGGUGUUUCAGCAACAACAUCCAUUAAAGACGAGCUAUUGACAGGGAGUUAACCACACCUGACACAUAGUACUUUGCCAAUAGUAUGCAGUGGCUGUUACUCAGAAUGAGUCCAGAUGUUUAUAUGAAAGUGAAAAUGUGCAUUUCAAGUUUGAAAUGUGUCACCCAAUGUUUAAAGUUCUGUUAAGAAAGCUAAAGAGCCGUGUACAAAGAGGACCUACAAUGAACGUGACCCGCAAUCAAUAAUACAGACUUUGUUCAGACCCGAAAUAAACCAGCUUGUGGAUCACCCAUGGGCACUCACGGGUAUCUGGCCUGAUGCAGAAUUCUAGUCGUGUACAGUUAUGGAUAUUUCAGUGUAAGAUUGUAAGAUGUACUCUAUACCACAAGGCAUUGUCAACAUUGUGUAAUGCCAGCAGUGAACGCCUCCUGUCUGCACUGUUCACCUGUAGCAGUGUUCCUACUCUUUUGUUUAUGAAAAAAAAUGUGAUGUGACCACAAGUAGUCAUUGCAGAUUGUGUUUUACUUUUUUUUGCUUAAAAGCUCGAAGUUAUACGCAUAUGUUGGAACUGGGAUGUUUGUCAAUGGUUCAAGAAAGCACCAAUGAAACCCUCGCUGCAGCACGGCAAUUUUACGGCAUAACUUGGUAAUGUCUUGGCUGAAUUACGCAGUUUCUCAUAUUUGCGAGAAUCCCAGCCUGCUGGUCGAGAUGGCAAGUGUAUAAUAGUACAGGUGACCCCUGACUUAGGACGGCUCAACUUGCAACCCCACACUUUUACGACCUUAUAGUAAGACCCCCCCCACAUGAGAUGAAAACUCGAAUCUUCGACCUCUUCUGUGUCCGAGAAGAGGAACUGUCACGCAGAAAAGUACUUGAGAAUUUUCAAAUAUAAGUAUAUUUUAAUAUUAUUUUUACUUAAUGUUUGUGAAAGUUAUGUUGAGUUGCAAUAAAUGUUAGGGUUAUUUUCAUUUAUUUUUGUGGUCAAUUUUGGUAUUUUUAUGGUAUGUAAUGGGUUUCCAGAUACGGAACCCCAAUUGAUAACAUUGCAACUGGGAAAUAAGGGUUCGACUUAGACGGCUCGAAUUGCGUCCAGCAACACAUUAGGUCGUAGGUGUGCCGGGGUUGCCUGUAUAGGACGUUUCUUCCAUGUCGAUUUUUGCAAUUUUAGAGUGUUCCUUCUCCACAUGUGCCGGUUUUCUCCUGGCACUUAUCCCACAUACAAAACACUAAAAGGAAUUGAUUAUCCUAAUGUGAGAAAAAACGUGAUUUUUGUUGAGGCUUUCCAGGACAAAUAAUGACCAUUAUGGCUUAAUUCUUGAUUAUUCAUGACUAGAGUAAAACUCUGCAGUGCAUUAUGACUCACGGUCUUGUAACAUUUUGAGAAGUAAUUACCAUGCAGGUUAUGAAUUGCUGAUACUGCUUUUAUGAGAAAAACAUUUGACUUGCGGUCAUUUGUAAAUUUGUUUUAUCAAGUCGUGAAAAUAGAUUUAUCCCAUCACAAGUUUGUGGUAGAACAUUUGUAUAUAAGCAUGGAAUAAACGUUUCCAUUACCAGAAACAUUAACUGCUGAAUAUUUUGUCAAAUGGCUUCCUGCAAUCUCUCCCUUUCUCAUUUUACAGACGAGCAUCCCACUUUACCAGAACAUUCCCCAAGUCUUGUUCAUAUAAUUAUAACCCAUCAUUUAUACAGGGUGAGCCAUAAGUAACUACUCGAUUGUUUUGCCUACAACUUGUAAAAAAUGAAAUAAAAACACAAACUCUA